GAAGGCCCGUUCGAAAAGCCAACCUUUCUGAGUCAUUGUAUCAUUACUCAUCGAUUCGACAUUCUCUUGGCUGCAUAUAUUCCGCUGCAAUAUGCCUGAAACAACGGCUAAAGGAGCUGUGGCUGCCGAGAAGCUUUGCCAGCGCUGUCUGCUGCUCUCUUUUGAUAACAGUGCAAUAAUCGAUGCACCACCACCACAAAAAUACCUGGGGCGCGACGACAUGGAUCUUGAUGAAUACGGCAUCAUACCUCUCAGUUUCACGCUGGACGAUGUGUUGCCCGAAUUACCUGAGCUCGGCAGAUCCAUCGCCGCUGGCUGUCGCAUGUGUCUCUUCCUCAAAAAGGUCAUACUAGCUGACGUGCGAUCGACUCCAAAUUUAGCCGAGAACACCGAUAGCUUGCAACUCAAACUUACCGAAUUCCAUCCUGAUCUAGGUACCGUUCAGUAUGCAAACGGACGAGAAGAUUGGCUGCCGUACCACAUCGAUGGAGAGUUGCGCAUUGGGGCGACAUCACGGACGAUUAGUAUUCAGGCCAAGCAUAGAACAGAUGGCCUCUACACGGGAUUUCCAGAUCCCAAUCCGUUAUCUGAUCAGUCGAUCCGGAGGAUAAAAACGUAUCUCAAUACUUGCACCCGAAACCAUGACACGCAGCACUCGGAGUGUGUAUACAUGGGGAAAAUCGCUGCUCCUCUGAGACUCCUGAACAUUUCAGAUAGUAAAAUUGUUUGGCUGGAGGAGACAGACGGCAAGAAUCUGCAAUAUGUCAUUUUGAGCUACUGCUGGGGCCCCUCAAGAACCGUCUUCGAUGCCCGAACUGUCAUGGCAAACCUCCCAGACAGACUCAAAGGGUUCCCUAUAAUCACACUCCCCCAAACACUUCAGGACAGCAUCGCUCUCGCCCGCCGGCUCGAUGCCUCGCACAUAUGGAUAGAUGCGCUCUGCAUCGUACAGGAUUCGGGCGAGUGGAUAUAUGAGAGCCAGCGAAUGAUGCAGUAUUACGAAAUGGCACUGUUCACCAUUGUUCCGAUCGAUUGCAGCGGAGGAGAGCAAGGGUUUUUGAGGGAUCGACCAGAAUGGGUCUCAGACGUCAUCGACUGGAAGGGUUCACCGAGCCACCUCCAGUUCAACUUCCCUUCGUUUACAGGGGUGAAUGAGAACGGAUCUGCAACCUCGUCCCCAUGGGCAAGUCGUGGCUGGACAUUUCAAGAGCGACUUUUGUCUUCGAGGCUGGUCUUUAUCGGCCAGGAUGAAGUAAUAUUUCGGUGUCGUGCUGGAUAUGGAAGACAUGCUUCUCAGUCUCCCAUCAUGCUGGAGUCUCUUGGAAGUUACUUCGUUCCCUUGUCCCCUGCUCACGCAUCAACAUCCAAGGACUGGAAUAGUGUUGAGAUGAUCCGAGACAAGUGGUAUCAGCUUGUCAGCGAGUACUCACAGCGGAGUCUAACCCAGCAGAGUGACAAGCUCGUUGCAUUGUCUGGCGUCGCAUCCAAGAUCAACCAGUUACUCGGUAGCCACGAAAAGUACGUGGACGGAAUCUGGGAGUCGGAUCUAUGGCACGGUCUCACAUGGAGGAGAGUGCCAGUACGAGGAAAGCCUUCUUGGCCAACAGUCAAAUCAGACAUCUUUCCGUCGUGGUCAUGGUGUGGCAUGAACCAACCAUUGAUCUGGCAAGAUGGCACUGCUUCUGUCAACGAUGUCAGGCUGAUUGAGAUUGUCCGAGACCCGACAGCGAAAGUGAAGAUGAUUGUCUUGGAGGGUUGGGUCUUUUCGGUUCGAGUGCUGGCGACGCAAACACCAAAGGACAUCGAGAUCGACUUCUAUCUCGACCAGCUCUCCAGCUCGCCCGCUGAUUUAUUCGAACUUGCGGGCGUGCGAAUUGUCCUGGUACAGGCAUAUCUAGAUGGAGAUGACAGAGACGAGUGGAAGCGUACUCCAGCAGCCAAACCACAUGACGCGUGCGGACUGAUCCUAAAGGCAACUGGAGAAAGCCACGGGGGCCAUCCGGUUUACCAGCGACUAGGUGUUGUUGACAUUCUCCUUGGGUUUGGCUCUGAUCCGAUGAGCGAUGAAGAGUCUUGUGCGGGGGGCAUUGAGAAGACAGUCGGGGGUUUGCUAUACCAAGAUAUGUACUCUGGAAAAGAAGUAAUUGUCUUGGCUUAAUGGGAUCAACUUAUCAACCAUCGCACCGAGAAAUAUGGCAUCUACUCUCCAACAAUACCCCAACGCACGGGUAUACCAGGAAAGAUUUCGAAUCCUGGGAAUGCCGCGCAUGCUGGGAGAGCCCCAGAAAUGCUCACGAUAACUUCAGCGCUACGGACUAUGGUAGGGUAAUAACUCAACCGGGGAGGAUUUGCGACCUCGAUAAGAAACAAGUUUGCC
Ilyonectria robusta is the source of this 2377-nucleotide messenger RNA. Its product is annotated as heterokaryon incompatibility protein-domain-containing protein. The transcript is spliced from 2 exons. The record is from RefSeq and is a predicted model, not a curated record. The coding region runs from base 92 to 2158 and encodes 688 amino acids. NCBI's taxonomy places the organism in Eukaryota, Fungi, Ascomycota, Sordariomycetes, Hypocreales, Nectriaceae.